Glarea lozoyensis ATCC 20868 is the source of this 504-nucleotide messenger RNA. RefSeq lists its product as uncharacterized. Gene Ontology annotation, biological process: mycotoxin biosynthetic process. The record is from RefSeq and is a predicted model, not a curated record. The transcript has 3 exons. Bases 1 to 504 code for a protein of 167 amino acids. NCBI's taxonomy places the organism in Eukaryota, Fungi, Ascomycota, Leotiomycetes, Helotiales, Helotiaceae.
AUGGCUGGGAGUGUCCCAUUCCUUAAAUCUGUCAAUACCGAUCGAGUUUGGGAUGAUGAGAAAGAUAAUUCUCCCGAUAGGAACAGGUAUUGGUUUGCUCGAAAUUGGAAAGAAAUAACCCUCAUCAUCUCAAUCACCUCGACAUUUAUUCUCUCCCUUUUGCAGCUUUGCUCCUAUGUUCAUAUUGCCGGUGGCAGCAAUCUAAAUUGCAAGACUAGUCUACUCAGUCCAGAAAUUGAUAUCGAGCGAUGGAUUCCUAACCGUUGGGUAUCUGACUAUAGCUCUCUAGAUACCUCCGGAAUGGCUGAAGUCAACAGAAAUUGGGAUGCCAUUCGGGCGGCCCAUGGAAUCGUUGCAGUAGAUCACCAGUGGGCGGCGGAGAAGGGACUGCCUCUGGCCGACAGUCUUCCCAACGACAAUACCAAGGGAGUAUAUACACUAGAAGGCUAUCGUUCUCUUCACUGCUUGGUUGUAGUACGACGCACAAUGUUUCAGCUGGCUUGA